CAUAAACAAAAACACUGAAAAGCCCUAUUUCCCCCUAAAUAUUUUUCCCCUCCAAUGGAAUCGCUUUCAAGUUCAUUGUUCAUCUCUAAUCUAUCUGAGACACACCCUUUUCUCAACAGCCACUCGCUUCCUUCUUCUUCAUCGUCUUCUUGUUUGAUCAAAACGCCAAACAGACGAAUUGAGACUCUGAAAUUCAAUUCUGAAACCUCUCACUUUCAUGGUUUUCGUCUCCAGGCUUCAUCUCACGAUCUCCCCGAUGAAGGUGAGGACCGGCCGCAUCCUCGGACUGUCAAUGUUGAGUUUAGCCUUGUUUCUGAAGAUGCUCUCUCUGUAUCUCAGAGACUUGUUGGAUGUAUCAAGUGGCUACUUCAGCUCGGUAUUGAUAGUCUAUGUCAUGUUCUGAAGGGUGAUUCAGAUGACAAUCAAUGCAGCGAGAAGGGUGCUAAUAAAUUAACAAAGAUCGAAACAAAGUUUGAAAACUCAGUUACGGCUCCACAUUCAAGUGGAGUCACAGGGGGUACGAGAGCUGGACUUUUCAGAACACCAAUAUCUGGUGGAGUGCAGAGUGCAACUUCAGCACAUGGAUUACCCCGACCGGCCUUAGCUGUCCGCAACCUGAUGGAACAAGCCAGAUUUGCUCAUUUAUGCACUGUAAUGUCUCGGAUGCACCACCGAAGAGAAGGGUAUCCCUUUGGCUCGCUGGUAGAUUUCACUUCUGAUUCAGUGGGUCAUCCAAUAUUUUCAUUUUCACCAUUGGCUAUCCAUACGCGGAAUUUAUUAGCAGACCCUAGAUGCACCCUUGUCGUGCAGAUACCUGGGUGGAGUGGCUUAUCAAAUGCAAGGGUAACAAUAUUUGGUGAUGUCUACCCUCUUCCUGAACAUCAACAGGAAUGGGCUCAUAAACAGUACGUAGCAAAACAUCAUCAAGGUACAUCACAACAGUGGGGGAAUUUCUACUACUUCAGGAUGCAGAACAUAAGUGACAUAUAUUUCAUUGGAGGAUUUGGCACCGUUGCAUGGGUCGAUGUAAAGGAAUAUGAGAUGCUUGAACCUGAUAAAAUUGCUGCUGAUGGAGGCGAACAAAACCUGAAGGAACUGAAUGCAACCUUUUCAAAGCCACUCAGGAAGCUGUUAUCAACAGAAGCCGAGGUUGAUGAUGCUGCUCUCAUAUCAAUAGACAGCAAAGGAAUCGACAUAAGGGUCCGUCAAGGUGCACAGUUCAACAUACGGAGGUUAUCAUUUGAAGAAGGACAAGCUGUUGAAACGUUGGAGGAAGCCAAAACUGCUUUGUGGAAGGUAAUAAAGAGAGGGAAAGUGCAAAAUCUGAAGUAGAACAUGUUGCAUUCUUGGCCUUCUAUUGGAAGCAUAAGGUGAGAUGCUGCAAAUCACCGCCGUCACUCAAAAUGUAAUAUAUUAUAGAGAAUGUUUUUUUUAUUAAUACAUAAAAGUUUGUAAUUUCUAACAAAUGUUCCCGCCAAAUUUUAAUUCCAACAUUUCCUUUACAUGGAACAAAAG
Molecule: messenger RNA, 1515 nt
Organism: Hibiscus syriacus
Lineage: Eukaryota; Viridiplantae; Streptophyta; Magnoliopsida; Malvales; Malvaceae
Exons: 9
Coding region: 55-1332 (425 amino acids)
Source: RefSeq, a predicted model, not a curated record